This is a messenger RNA of Punica granatum (pomegranate), 962 nucleotides long. Lineage: Eukaryota; Viridiplantae; Streptophyta; Magnoliopsida; Myrtales; Lythraceae. The record is from RefSeq and is a predicted model, not a curated record.
CGUCGAUAAUCUAAUCGUUCGUCACUCUCUCUCUCUCUCUCUCUCUCAAAAGUUCUCGACUCGAGAAGAAAGGGAAAACUGAUUUAGGAGAAGGGAAAACUGAUUUAGGGGAGAGAGAGAGAGAGAGAGAGAGAGAGAGAGAGAGAGGAGAGGGGUCGUGCUCUCUUAUCCCCUGUAUGUAAUUCGUCGGCCUCUUAAAUUCAAUUCUAGCUUGGGCUUCGAGCUUAACCUUAAGUGAUAGAGUAAAUCGAUACAGACAAGAAGGGCUUUUAGGGUUUCCAUUUGCAAGGAAGGAAAAUGUCAGCAUAUGAGAAUGUUGUUGGCAGCAAGCUGAAGCUGAAGGGUAAAGCAUUGGAUGUGAAGGCUGGAGGAGUGAAGAAGAAGACGAAGAAAAAGAAGGAUAAGGACAAGCAUCAUCCAGAUGACGAUGAUGGUGGCGCUGGCAGCUAUGAAGGCGAGAUCUCCAAAAUCACUGAAAAUGAUCUGCUGGCGGUGGUGGCAGCACCAGAUGACAAUGCUGAACUCUCUGUGGAGCCCGAAGAAGAUGGCAAAGGCGCAGAGAAAUCGAGUGGAGAAGGCAAGGCGGCUGCUCCACAUGAUGACCAUCUAACGCCUGCUGAGAGGCGAUACAUCGAGCAGAGGGAAAGGAUUGACGUUAAGAGAUUGGCAAAGACUGCCAACAAAUCUCACCGAGACAGGAUUCAGGACUUCAAUCAGUACCUUGCCAACAUGAGCGAACAUUAUGACAUUCCCAAAGUCGGACCAGGAUAAACAACCUACCUACCUACUUCAGCCAGGCAUUCCUGAAUCUGCCCAGGUCUUAUCACCGUCUCAAAUUUAAUGGUUGUAGUUUGCAGAUUGCCUCUGCUUGUUUUGGUGAGUUGCGUAUUAGAAGAUGCGGAAGUUUGCACAAGUGAUACUACUGAUUUUAUGGUGAUAAUUCAGUUUUUCUUCACCUUGAA